AAAAGCUGUUCAGUUGAGAUCGCGAGCGUCCCGGAGAGAGACGUCCGUUUCCCGAACGGUCCCCGAAAGAAAGAAGAACGACAUAAGCCCUUCUAACUGAAACUGUGAAUGGAAUCCGGGUUGGGGGGAUUUUCGCGUUAGGCGUAGUUAUAGUUCUAGACAUCGUCGCGUGUUCCCGAGUGAGCGCCGCCUUCGUCACCUCGAGUGCCCCUCCCCCAUUUGCUGCAACUCGGAAAGUGUGUUCCGUCUGCCUCCGUUCUGUGCGUUUGACAGUGUUGUGCGUUUUUCAAUGCUUGGAUGAGGAAAAAUUAUUCAAAGGUUUCGAUUACUGUGGAAAUUUAUUUCACGAGAAGAAAAGCAUGUCAAAUUUGCUCGGUUUGUGAUUUCUAUGUGUGAGCGGAGCAAAAAAAGUUUUCCAUUCGAAUGCUCGUCUAAGCGAUUUCAGAAGGGGAAGAAAAUUCGGUGAAAAUCCCCAUAGGAAAAAAAGAAAGAUAAGAUUCUUUAAAGGGUCUCGUCACAGUCGGUGCUUCAAGUGAAUUAAAGCUCUUUUCCCAACAGUGGGAUGUGAUAUAUUUUGCGUGAAAACACCAGAGUGAAAAGCUGCACAUUUCGCAUCGUUCAGUGAGUGCAAUCGAGAAGGUAUGAAUGAAAAGUUCAAGUCACAAGUUCAAUCAAGUGAAGAGUGUGAAUGUAUACUCCAACAACCAGUUGCAGUAGGCCAACCAUGGAACGUCCCCACCACAAACCACUAGUUUGAACCGCCUACUGCCAGUCACUUUUGGAGACAUCGCCCGUGCCUUCCGGCAUUAUCAUAACAGCAUAAAAAAAAGUUGCAAAAAAACCUCGAGAGAAUACACCCUAUCAUGGAACAGUAGUCGAUUCGUGCCGCUUUCAAUGAGCCGUCAUAAGAAGCAACAACGCCGGCAGCAACAAGCAGCAAGGUACCUUGCCCCGCCGGAACUUGACAUUCGCAGGCGGUUCUCCCCAUCAUCAUCACCAUCGUCGUCGGUGUCCUCCUCGUAGACAUUCCACCCAUGUGAAGUUCCACCUGUAGUAUCGAGAACGGAAAGUCCCGACGACGGCAACAGCACUGCACGCGCUGUCAACCGCUCAGUGAGACAUAUUUGCGGACGCGGUUUGCGUGUAAUUCGUGGAAUAGCCCAGCAGCGGAAACGUAAGCUUCCUACACUUGUGGAUACCAUGGCAGACUCGACGGUGGCGACCCCCAGCGGAAGCAAAUCCAAAUGUUCCUCGCUGCGGAAGCACCUUAGCAAGUCGGCCUCGGAGCUCAGCUGUAACGAUUGCGGCGGUUCGGGCGAUUCCCCACAGUCAUCGCCGCAGAGGGCGCGCAGUGCCGUAAACCCCAGCGUACCGGGUGUCAUCCAGAGGACACAUGGUUUCUUCAAUACACUAAGGAAUCGAUGGUCCCGCGGGCGUAGUAAAGAACGGAUACGUGGCUCCUGUGGGCAGGACCUGGAACGGCGGGACAGCCAAAGCGACUACGCUGCCGAUAACAGCUCGGAGCACAGCAGUUCGGCCACUCCGCAGACGCAAUCCCCACGGCACCGGGCCCUCACGAUAGGUGAUUCUCCCCUGGCGCGACCCAACGAAAGGAAUGCCUCAAUGAGCUCGGACGGAAACGCCCUGAAGCUGACGACCAAAGUAGAUGUAGAACAGCCGGGUACCAGUGCCGGAAAUAUAGUGACGGCAGCGGUAGCAAAACUCAUCAGUAACAACGAUGGACCCACCUCAAGCGGAAGCUCGGCAGCGGCCACGGGAACCGUGACCGCGCCUGCUACGAGCAGCCUCAGCGGGGACGACGUACAACGAAGGCGCGAGACGCAAUUGCGGCAGCAUUCGUUCUUCCAGCUGCGAAUACACCUCAUCAGCGGGCACAAUCUGGUGGCGAUGGAUAAGAGUGGUACCAGUGAUCCAUACGUCAAGUUCAAGGUAGGCGGUAGAUUGCUGUACAAAUCAAAAACCGUUCACAAGGACCUAAAUCCAGUUUGGGAUGAGACGUUCGUCGUUCCUGUGGAAGACCCCUUCCAGCCGAUUAACAUCAAAGUCUUCGAUUACGAUUGGGGCCUGCAAGAUGAUUUUAUGGGUUCGGCAAAACUCGUUCUAACUGCGCUGGAACUGAAUCGAGCAGAGGACCUCAUCAUAAAAUUAGAGGAUGCACAACGGGCCAAUAAAGAUCUAGGUGAAAUCAAACUCGGUGUAACGUUGUGGCCCAAAACGCAGGAAGACAAGGAACAAUACUUUCAGCGCAACCCCAAACUGGCCGAUGCUUCGAGGCGCCUCAAGUCGCAGAUUUGGUCCUCGGUCGUGACGAUAGUGCUCAUCGAAGCCAAAGGACUCCCACCGGACACCGAGAAUGGACUGAACGACGUGUACGUUAGGUUUAGGUUAGGCAAUGAAAAAUACAAAAGCAAAUCAUCCUAUCGGGCCCGAUGGUUGGAACAGUUUGACCUGCACCUGUUCGACGACGACCAACUGCUGGAGCUGAUAGUAUGCGGGAAGUACAACACGUACGGCAAAUGCACAAUCGAUCUACGAAGUCUUCCGCGAGAACGCACACACGGCAUGUGGCAACCCCUGGAGGAAUGCACCGGUGAAGUGCAUCUGAUGCUGACCAUUAGUGGGACCACAGCAUCGGAAACCAUAACGGACCUAACGGCGUAUCGGGAAGAUCCUAAGGAGCGAACGCAGCAACAGAAACGAUAUGCGUGGCACCGUUCGCUGCAGAACCUGCGGGACGUGGGUCACCUGACGGUGAAGGUGUUUGGCGCAACGGGCCUUGCCGCGGCCGAUAUCGGAGGCAAGUCAGAUCCAUUCGUAGUGCUAGAGCUAAUCAACGCUAGAUUGCAAACCCAAACCGAGUAUAAAACGUUAACACCCAAUUGGAACAAAAUCUUCACUUUUAAUGUAAAAGACAUGUCCUCGGUGCUGGAUAUAACCGUCUUUGAUGAAGACCGGGACCACAAGGUGGAGUUUCUGGGGCGGGUGAUGAUUCCGCUGCUACGGAUACGGAACGGCGAGAAGCGAUGGUACGCACUGAAGGACAAGAAAAUGUAUUCGCGGGCGAAGGGAACGCAACCACAGAUUCUCCUGGAGAUGACUGUGGUGUGGAGUAAGGUGCGGGCGGCGCUUCGAGUCCUGGAACCGAAGGAGGAGAAACUCGUCCAGCAGGAAGCGAAGUUCAAGCGUCAGCUGUUCCUGAGGAACGUUACGAGACUGAAAGCCGUGAUUAUGUAUUUUAUAGAAGUAGGACAAUUUGUUCAGAGUUGCUUCGAGUGGGAAUCGCCGUUUCGGUCGUUCAUAGCUCUAGUCUUAUGGAUUUGCGGAUGUAUUUGGUUCGACAUUUCCACCAUCCCGGCCGCAGCGCUUCUGUACUUGCUAAAAAACUGGCUAAUACGAUGGCUAACGGGUGCAUCUUCGCCGUCCACUACGGAUGAGUACGAUGUGGCCAGCGAUGACGAGGACGAUGACGACAAGGAGAAGGAGGAAAAGAAAACCAUAAAGGAAAGACUGCAAGCGAUACAGGAAGUGUCGCAGAGUGUACAGAACACCAUCGGUUAUCUGGCGUCUCUGGGGGAAAGCGUUAAGAACACAUUCAACUUCUCCGUCCCCGAGCUGAGUUGGCUGACGGCAUUCCUGCUACUGAUCGCCUGCCUGGUGCUACAUUACGUCCCAAUCCGGGUGCUGCUGCUGUUGUGGGGUUUGGUCAAGUUCAGCCGUCGACUCGUUCGACCACACAGUGUUCCUAACAACGAAGUGCUCGAUCUGCUGUCUCGAGUUCCUGACGAUGAGGAAAUUAUCAUGUGGCGGGAACUGCCACUCCACUCGACGCCGGAAAUGGCUCGGCGGGAUCCAAGGAAGAAACACAAAACCUCGUAAUGCUACCAAAUCACCCUGAAGCGAUACUUUAGGGCGAACCUGCGAAAGGCUCUGAAUAUCAGCAAGAAGGACAAUUAGAUGCUAUCUGAACAAUUGAGUGAAUCUCUCUCUCUGUCUAGAAAGCCACAGUUUUGAAAUUUUUUGUACUUAGAUAAAAUUAUAAGUAACAUUUUUCAACUACUUCCAUCUCUUUAAUCAUGUUAGUCUAAUAGAAGAAAACUGCAUAAAUCGCGCACUAAAACGAACUACAUUGUAAAUCUAGAAAUGGGAGAAAAGCUUUUACCACACGUUUAACGAUUCUAGUCCUUUACUGGUGAUGUUAUCGAAGAACUAUCAAUUGUUACGUUGUACAACUCAUCGGAUUUUUGCUUAGUGCUAUCAAUCUCUCUUUAAUUCUAACUACGGUAAGCGAUAAGGUGUACGUUUAAAACAAGAUUUUUUGCAACUGAAUCGAACCCUUAACAAUCCAGUCUCUCCAAACCUUUACAAACCAAACAAACCAACUGUAGGGUAGACGUAGAUAAGAGCUAUUGUUAAUUGUAAAACCUAAAAUCUACAAUUAAUAAAUCGGUUGUUCACUGGAGAGUAUAUCUAGUUUCACGAUCGCAGGUAUUGGUUAUUGAUUAAUUCAAUGUUCUCCUACACUGUUUAUUCCAUUGUGUAUUUUUAUUAACUGUUGCCACUUGAAUGAAUUUAUUCUCAGAGAAAAGUAGCCAUUCAACGUUCAUUACCUGAUCUGUUAACAUUUUCAUUUAUACUAAAAAACUGCAUAGAAAGGAUACACCUUUGCUACUGGUAGUCAUAUAGAAGCUAAGCAUUCACUAGAAUAUGGAAAACUUCCCCAUAACGAAAUUUCGCUUCCUUCACUAAAGCUAAGCCUACGAAUGCAAAUUCAUUCAGAAUUAACUCCCAAAGUCCGUCCAAUCAACACGAAAUUCGUAUUCCUUUUCGACAUAAGCACUGUACAUACAGCAUAGGCAUCAUCGAACGUAUCAACUGCUUUUACGCAACAUCAAACGAAUCGCUUAAUGUGUAACGUUCAGUAUUUGUGCUUUAUUCACGAACUCAUUACUCAUUAACAAUCAAACAUUGUACUAGUCGUAGUUAAAAAAGAAAGCAUGCAAACGAUUCAUCUCUUAAAAAGGUUCUAUUUUUAUAUACAUCUUCUUGUUGUCUUUUUAUGUGCAUUUAAAGUACGAUUUUGUAAGGCAAGAUUUAGACGAAAUCGAACGAUAUGUGAUUGGAAACCGGCACGUGGCAAACCAAAUAUAAGUGUAGCGCUAGACAUUGGACAGAGGGAAACGACGACAGUUUGAAUUCAUAUUUAUUCAUAUUUCAAGCAAAUAGUUUACAAACAAUCAUCACCGAAACCUGCACGUUAGGGUACAUUCCUUCAUUCACGUCGGCCUUAUGCUUGCGUUGUCUUUUUGGUCAACAGCACGUCACUUUACUUGUUACACUAAUGUUACAAUUGAUGAACUGAUUUCCUCCGAUAAGUUUUUGAUAAUGAAGUUCGUACCAUAAUUCAUUGAAUAAAUAAAUUCACGCACAUUCACUUCCAGUAGGUAGAGUCAAUUUGGUACCGGAAUCAAAUUAGAUGGUAGAUCAAAUCAUCCUUUUUCAAAAAAAAAAAGAGCUAAUAAAAUUUGUUUAAGUUUA
Molecule: messenger RNA, 5556 nt
Organism: Aedes aegypti (yellow fever mosquito)
Lineage: Eukaryota; Metazoa; Arthropoda; Insecta; Diptera; Culicidae
Gene: Mctp
Product: multiple C2 and transmembrane domain-containing protein 1
Exons: 16
Coding region: 1201-3897 (898 amino acids)
Biological process (GO): regulation of neurotransmitter secretion
Cellular component (GO): synaptic vesicle membrane
Molecular function (GO): calcium ion binding
Source: RefSeq, a predicted model, not a curated record